AUGGUAUCCUUUAAACGCAAGAUCCUGGCCGUUGCUGCAGCCACCCUUGUCGUCCCUGCCAUUGCGACUCUGAGUGCCGUUGAGAACUCUACCCACUACACGCUUCGAAAUGACAGACUUCAGGUCGCGGUAGCCAAGUCCAAUGGCGCGGUAGUCGAUCUAUUUCUAGAUGGCCAGGACUUGCUCGGUCCGGUCUCUGGCAACACCGGCAAGGGUCCUUAUCUCGACUGUUCGUGUACUCCUUCGGGAUUCUGGACACCCGGAGGCUCUGCAAAGUUUCAGCUUAUCGAGGGAGUUGACUCGACGGGAACAGGUUAUGGGGGAAUUGUCAUGGGCGACACUUUUGCGCAGACGAAUCAAAGCCUGUACCAGUACUGGUUUCUAAGAGAAGGGGAAACUGGGCUGCACAUGUUCUCGCGGGUCACGUAUUUCAACGAAGCGACGCCUUUUCUUCGAGGCUUGGGGGAAUUGCGUACACUCUUCCGUCCUAAUACUGCUCUUUGGACGCACCUCUCCAGUGGUGAUGGCCAUUGGGCGCCCAUUCCAUCCAAGGAGGCAUACUCCAAGGCCGUCACUGUCCAAGAUGCCACGAGCUAUCUCGGAAACACACCCACAGACAACUAUGUCUCACAAUACUCGGAUUACUUUACCAAAUAUAGCUUUGCAGAGGUCUACAGAGAUCACAAAGUCCACGGUCAAUACUCGGAUGGCUCAACUAGUGAUGACGGCAGCACCUUUGGUGCGUGGCUGGUGCUGAACACAAAAGAAAGCUACUACGGUGGUCCGCUACAUUCCGACUUGGUUGUCGACGGGAUUGUUUACAACUAUAUCGUCUCGGGCCAUCAUGGUGCCCCCGUCCCGAAUAUCACUCAUGGGUUCGACCGCACGUUUGGACCGCAAUUCUAUUACUUCAACAAGGGAGAUUCCGGGACGCCGUUGGAGUCUCUGCGGGCUGAUGCCGCCCAGUACGCCGACCCGAAAUGGAAUGCUGAGUUCUACGAUAGUAUCGCUCAGCAUGUCCCCAACCUCGUGCCAUCUGCGAAAAGAACGACGUUCAAGGCCAAUAUCAAGCUACCCAGCAAUUCUAAGCGACCUAUUGCCGUCCUUUCGGAGAAUGACCAAGACUUUCAGCUGAAUGUUUUUGACACGCGGUCGUUUCAAUAUUGGGCGGACGUGGACAAAGCGACAGGUCAUGUAGAAAUCCCUCGUGUCGUGGAAGGGACAUACCGCUUGACCGUGUAUGCAGAUGGAGUUUUUGGCUGGUACAUUCAGGACGACGUUGCAAUUUCCCGAGCGGAUGCCGAUGAGUUCAGCAUUGAGUGGGUAGAGGAAUCAGCCGGCAAAGAGGUUUGGCGAAUCGGCGAUCCAGACAAGUCGGCAGGCGAAUACCGUCAUGGCUAUCAACUCGAUACUUCUAAGCCUCUCCAGCCUCCAGAGUAUCGAAAUUACUGGGGAAACUGGGACUUCGUCGACGAUUUCCCCGAGGGCGUCAACUUCCAUGUUGGGAAGAGCAGCGAGGAACUGGGUCUGAAUUACAUCCACUGGAGCGCGUUCGGUGGCCGAGCGGACUACGUAAGGCCGGUCCCUGUGUACGAAAACGUGAACAACUGGACCAUCACCUUUGACCUAGAGGAGGGUCAACUUGAGGGAGCCAAGCUUGGGACGCUGACGGUCCAGAUCGCAGGGACCAAGACAGCAAACGGGAACGACAAAUGGGGAGGCAACUUUCACCGAUGGAGCAAUCUCCCAUACACGGUCAAUCUGAACAACAAGGACGAGCAGACUUGGGUCAUACCGUACUGGAGAAGCGGAUCUUGUGGAGUGCGGAGCAGCGUGGUGUGUCAAAACAUUGAGCACAAGUUUGUUUUUGACGCGGACCAGUUUCAGCCGGGGAGAAACGAGCUUGUUUUGAGUUUGCCAUUUAACGCGACAACCGAAGAGAGUGCACUGCUGCCCGGAUCUGUUUAUGUACAGUACGAUGCCUUGAGACUUGAGCUGGGCUAG
Messenger RNA from Clonostachys rhizophaga, 2004 nucleotides. The record is from the annotation of a GenBank genome assembly. Lineage: Eukaryota; Fungi; Ascomycota; Sordariomycetes; Hypocreales; Bionectriaceae.